Messenger RNA from Bombyx mandarina (wild silkworm), 2531 nucleotides. RefSeq names its product G protein-activated inward rectifier potassium channel 3. NCBI's taxonomy places the organism in Eukaryota, Metazoa, Arthropoda, Insecta, Lepidoptera, Bombycidae. Gene Ontology annotation, biological process: potassium ion import across plasma membrane; regulation of monoatomic ion transmembrane transport. The record is from RefSeq and is a predicted model, not a curated record. Gene Ontology annotation, molecular function: inward rectifier potassium channel activity. Gene Ontology annotation, cellular component: plasma membrane.
ACAGCCGCUGACAAUUGGAUUAGAUACCCGUGCAAGAGCACACGCUUCUACAGUCCACUCUAUCCCGACACACGAUGAGCUCACGAACUGGCCGAAAUAAAAACUAGGUCCUAAAAAAAAAAUUUAAAUGAAAAGAACGACAAUUUUUUUGAAUUAACGAACAACUAGUGUUGUGUUGAGAAUGAAAGUGAUAACGUUAGUGUGAAAUGCUAAUCAACCAAAUAGCAUAUAAAACUUUGACUUAAGGUUCCUUGACGCGGCCCGGCGGAGACUGUACACAAUGAGUGCUCAAACACCAACAACCUCCGAUAUGAACAAACAAACAAGCAUCCGAAAAAUAUCGUGACAUCUGUACAACCCAACAUGAUUCCGGAACAUUCUUAUGAGAUGCAUGUACGAAACGAAGAUGACAGUUCAGACAAGGGUAAACUAUCUGCCGGAAAAAUCUUCUAUAAGCCCGGUAUUAUAGAAGAGGAGACGGAUGAAACCAGUGUUUUUGAUAGUUCAAUUGUGGAGACUCCCAUGCUAUACACCGGGAGUGGGUUUCUCAGGCCGCCUCAGAUACACCCAUCGAGUAGCCUCCAUAGAAUACCAACUUACAGCAGCUCUAUUGGACAGACUACUAUUUAUCGGCAGGAUACUUGCAGGAGCCGAUCGCACCGGCAUGGCGUCACUAGAAGGACUAGACGGAGAGCGAUUCUCAAAAAUGGAGAGUGCAAUAUUCUCAAGUCCCGAAUCUCUCAGCGGCGGUUGAGAUUCCUGCAAGACAUGUUCACGACUUUAGUUGACGCACAAUGGCGGUGGACCCUCCUUGUUUUCACACUAUCGUUUAUACUGUCGUGGUUGGGCUUUGCGUUGAUCUGGUGGCUGAUAGCAUUCACGCACGGCGACCUGGAACCGGACCACCUACCGCCAUUACAGGACUCUGCGAAUUGGAAGCCGUGCGUUUUUAACAUAAACGAUUUCACGUCGUGUUUCUUGUUCAGUAUCGAAACGCAGCACACCAUUGGUUACGGUGCCCGCACUACAACGGAAGAAUGUCCGGAGGCCAUUUUCAUAAUGUGCCUCCAAAGUAUCGUCGGUGUGAUGAUUCAGGCGUUCAUGGUCGGCAUCGUGUUCGCAAAGAUGACAAGACCUAAGCAUAGGACGCAGACGUUACUGUUCUCGAAGUAUGCAGUCGUGUGUCAAAGAGAUGGCGAGUUAAGUUUAAUGUUCCGAGUGGGCGACUUGAGGAAAUCGCACAUAAUAGGGGCGAGCGUGAGAGCGCAGUUGAUUCGAUCGCGGACGACUAAAGAAGGAGAGGUAUUGUCGCAUUAUCAAACCGAAUUAGAACUCAACGCAGAUGGAUGUGACAGCAAUCUUUUCUUCAUCUGGCCUAUUACAAUGGUACAUAGAAUAAAUCGCGACAGCCCCUUCUACGGAGUGUCAGCGGCGGACGUACUACAAGAAAGAUUCGAAAUAGUAGUUAUAUUGGAAGGAACAAUCGAAUCGACGGGUCAAACCACACAGGCGCGCUCCAGUUACACAACCAGUGAAAUUAUGUGGGGGCAUAGGUUCGUUCCGCUUGUGACGUACAACCGUGAACGACAAGGAUAUCAAGUGGAUUAUUCUAAAUUUGACGAGACGACCCAGGUGGACACUCCGCUCUGUUCAGCCAAAGAGCUAGACGAAUUUUACGGCAGCCAGGCUGAUCGUAGAUCUAUCGAAAGCGCGGAACAUCCACAGCAGCAGUUAAUUCUGAAGAUGCCGGAUAGAGCUCCCACCACCGAACCUAAGGCCGAAAAUAAAGACGGCGACUUUACUGUUACGUUGUAGAUUCAAUUGUAAAGCCUGUUUCACGGCAGCGUAGUUCUGACCAACGAAAUGUGUUUAAAUUCUCUUGAUUGUCAAUAUUAUUAAAGCAACCCUAUCCAGUUGUGAAACACGCUCGUAUAUUAUAAUUAGCUAUUUUUACUGAAUCUGAAUUUGAAUCUGAAUGUUCUUCAUAAAUAAAAAAUCUCAUAAUAAGAAAAAGAAAAUUUAAGCAGUGCUCCCUAGUCAGUUCUUGGCAAUAUCUGAAUCUCAUCAUUUUUGAAAUCUAAAUUGUUCGUUACCAUUAUAAUAAAUAGGUUGUGUAAUUAAGUAGAUAUUAUUAGUCACAUAACAUUCCAUAAUUUAUUAUUGAUAAUCUGUUACGCAUGGGCAGAGUUAAUUUAUUAAUGUAUAUAAGAAUUGAAAAUAAACAUGUAAUGUAUAUAUAAUAUUUAGGACGUUAAAAAUAUUUACUUUAAAGAUUCGAAAGUUUUUUUGUUGUAUUUUUAGCAACAGGUUUCAAACAGCAAUAUUAAGAAGUAAAUUCCCAAAUUUAUUUGUAAAAUCAUAAAUUAUAUUGAUAAUGUUAUUAAUAAACAAAUAAAGAAUGAAUAUCCCAUAUAUCGUAUGUGUCGUACUAAAUAAGUUCAUUUAAAUGAAGCAGCCAUGAUAUGUAAUUCGAAACGCGUAUAAUUUUUGUCAAUGUUAAUGUGAAGUCAAUAAUUAUGUGUUUAUGUUGA